Molecule: messenger RNA, 1245 nt
Organism: Rhodamnia argentea
Lineage: Eukaryota; Viridiplantae; Streptophyta; Magnoliopsida; Myrtales; Myrtaceae
Product: probable inactive receptor kinase At1g48480
Exons: 5
Coding region: 1-1245 (414 amino acids)
Biological process (GO): protein phosphorylation
Molecular function (GO): protein kinase activity; ATP binding
Source: RefSeq, a predicted model, not a curated record
AUGAACAACCUGUGGCGAAGGAUCGGCAAAAGGAAGAGCAGCAGUAAAUCGUCGUCAGACAAAAAUGCGACUCAGGACAAGCUGGUUUUGUUCGGGAAGACCCAAAAAAAGUUCGAUUUGGAGGAUCUUUUGAGGGCCUCUGCGGAGGUGUUGGGGGGAGGGAUGGCCGGCAAGACUUACAAGGCUGGCCUGAAGAGCGAGCUCAACACGGUGGUUGUGGUGAAGAGGCUCAAGGAUGUGGUCUUGUCGGCAGAGGAUUUCUGGUACGCGGUCGAAGCUUUGGGAGCGAUGGACCACGAGAACCUGCUCCCUCUGAGGGGUUACUACUACAGCAAAGACGAGAAGUUGCUCUUGUACGAUUACAUGCCCCUGGGAAGCUUGUCGGACCAAUUGCAUAGAUACAGGGAAUCGGGCCGGACUUCCCUGAGCUGGGAAGCCAGGCUUUCCAUUGCCCUGGGAGCUGCCCGGGCCAUCGAGCACCUGCACGCCCAUGAUAUCCCCCACGGGAAAAUCAAGUCAUCCAACGUCCUCAUCUUUCUGUACUACAAGGCCCGGGUCUCCGAUUAUGGCCUUGUGCCCCUCACAAGGUCUGCCCUGAGGGGUGGGACCCACCCAACAAUGGCAGAGGACGUGUACAGCUUCGGGGUAUUACUUCUGGAGCUCCUGACCGGGAAGCUGCCCAGACAGCUCCGCCUAUCGGAGGAAGGUGUAGAUCUUCCUGCGUGGGUCCAGUCAGUUGCUCGUGAGGAGUGGACUGCUCAAGUUCUUGAUGUGGAGCUGCCCACGAUACAUGACGACGUCGUCCAGGGGAUGAUUGAGCUCUUGGACGUGGCGAUCAGAUGUGUAUCCUCGAAUCCGAAUGGGCGCCCUUGGAUGUCCGACGUACGGAAAAAGAUCGAGGAGCUGUGUAGCCAUGGCGGACAGCAAGAUGGGGACUCGCAGCUCAACCAAUUCAGCCAAGUGAACAACGAUAUGUAUCCUCGGAAACCACCAGAUGGGGUUCUAGAAGUUUCUGAAAGAGUUUAUGGGUACCGUAUUCUACCUACUUUAUUUUGCUUUAGCGUUCUGGUUUCACUGAGCUGGUAUUUAUGGCCUCUACUUUUUGUAUUCUGUGAUUUACCUUCUCCUGGGACAAAGUCACUUUUGAUUAACUUUGUCUACCAAUUGUUAUUAGUUCUGGCCACAAUCCACAGCUCUUCUGUGGCAGCUGAGAGUCUACACAGGCAUUACUUGACAAAUCUAUAG